Molecule: messenger RNA, 2264 nt
Organism: Psammomys obesus (fat sand rat)
Lineage: Eukaryota; Metazoa; Chordata; Mammalia; Rodentia; Muridae
Gene: Csdc2
Product: cold shock domain containing C2
Exons: 4
Coding region: 144-608 (154 amino acids)
Biological process (GO): regulation of mRNA stability
Cellular component (GO): cytoplasm
Molecular function (GO): mRNA 3'-UTR binding
Source: RefSeq, a predicted model, not a curated record
ACAGAAGAUCUGAACCCGGGGCUACGGAGUCCACAGCUGGUGAGGCUGAGCAGGGCGAGGCCGGGCCCUGCCCGAAAGGACACCACAGUCCUUCACCGGCCCUUGCAUCCCAGAGCCCACCAGGCUCUCCCGCUGGCCCCACCAUGACGUCAGAGCCUACGUCACCUCCGGUGGUGCCCCCUCUCCACUCCCCCAAGUCCCCCGUCUGGCCCACUUUUCCCUUCCACAGGGAGGGCAGUAGGAUCUGGGAACGUGGCGGUGGAAUCGCCCCUCGGGACCUGCCCAGCCCUCUGCCCACUAAACGGACCAGGACGUACUCGGCGACAGCUCGAGCCUCUGCUGGCCCCGUGUUCAAGGGCGUCUGUAAGCAGUUCUCACGCUCACAGGGCCAUGGCUUCAUCACGCCCGAGAAUGGCUCCGAGGACAUCUUUGUGCAUGUUUCUGACAUCGAGGGGGAGUAUGUGCCUGUGGAAGGCGACGAGGUGACCUAUAAGAUGUGUCCCAUCCCACCCAAGAACCAGAAGUUCCAGGCCGUGGAGGUGGUGCUCACGCAGCUGGCUCCCCACACUCCCCACGAGACAUGGUCUGGCCAGGUUGUGGGCUCCUAGGCAGGCGGGGGUCCCCCACGAGGAGGCAGGCAGCAGCCAGCUCCGUGCUCCCACCGCGCUGCCGACCAGCCCUUGGGUGUGCUCUUUUGUCUGUCUGUCCGUGCUUGUGGCUGUGAAUGUGUGCUCUCACCCACUUGUGACCCCAAGAACCCGUGAGGUCCAGCCUGGGGUUGGAGUACAGCUAGCAGACCUGCCUUGGCCUGUCUCCUUCCCCCCAACCCCGCCACGUAAACACAGGGCCGCCUCACCCUCUUGUCCACUAUCUAUAUACCGAGUCUCUGUGGGUCUGUGUCAUGUUCUUGAGAACCUGGGGGACCCUCUCCCAUGAGCCUGUUUCUCACUGCUGUCCUCGGAUCUACUCAGUCCAGUACCCAACCCUGUCUGCUUGUGCUCCUGUCUCUUAUGCUGGACCUGGGUGUCUGCCACGGCCUGGGACCCUUCCUCUCAGAAGCCAGGCCUCUAACUUUAGGAAGAGGACGAAACAGAGGUUCAUGGCCAACCCCUGCCAUAACCUAGCUCAUCUUCCUGUCCCCACCCCUUUGGUGCCCUGGCUGAAAGCAGGAGGGAACUUAAGAACUCCUGCUGUGGAGGCCAAUCCUUUCUCUUCAGCCGGCAGAUGUUCUCUGAACCAGAGGCUCCUACCUGAGCCGGGAGAGCCAAGCUCAUUCCCUCCCUGAGGUGAGGUGGGGACAGUCUCCUCCAGCUUGGACAGAAUCUUCUCUUCCACCAAGAUGCACAAACCCUGUGGACGCCCUGCCCAGUGUUGGCCAUGACAACAGCUGAGGAUGCAGCGAUGGACUGACAUGUCACCUUAGGCAAGGCCAGGUCCAGGCACCCAAAGGAAUGGUCCUUAUCCAGGGAGGCCACCGGCCUUUCCCCCACCCCUCUUCCCGGAGCUAUACAAUGGCUCUUAUAGAUCACUAAUAGGGCAGCAGCUGAGAUGGCUUUUCUCUCAUUCAUUCCUGAAAUGACUAUCCCUCUUAUCUGAAGUCCCUUUGGGGCUAAGACAUGUCCCUUCUAGAAAGCUCAUUACCUAUGAGAGAAGUGGGGUCCUGGGUUCAGGGAAGGCCUGUCACAACAGUGACCCAUUCUGCAAGUAAAAUGUGAGCACAGAUAAGAUGCUCAGGAUGCAGGGGUCAGUGCUCAUCUAGAUGGCCUUGUAGGUGUUCCAGGACCACAGGGUAGUCUUUUGGGGUAUUUGCACCCCACCUUGUCCUAGUACCCUUUGCACAGAGUCCAGCAGCCUAGAGCUGCUAAGGAGUGCCGACCAGCCUCCCAUACUGGGAAGGACCUACCUAUCUGACACCUCACUGUGAAUUAGGCUUCUCUAGCAAGGCCUGUCCCUGCAAGCUUGAGGACCCAAGUUCAAAUCCCCGGCCUGCCUGUAACUGAGCACUGGGAAAUAAGACAGCCAGAUCCUUGACAAGGAACUUGUUGGUACAGAUGGACCCCAGGGGCACCCGGGUCUCGCUCCUGUGAGCAGGCACUUGGUGGUCAUCAUCUUGAGGCUUCCUGAGUGGUAGGGGUAAUAAGCCUCCUCUCUACUCUUGGGGGCUGCAGUGCCCAAGUCAGAACUCCCCCCUACCCAGAUCCUAGCCACGGACUCCCAUCCCUCUUAACACUGGCAAUAAACUCAACUGUGACCCACCCUGCCUU